UACGAACCCACCUUUGCAAACGGCCAUGUUGUUAUAGAUACGCAUUGCAAACGGACCAUUAUAGCAGAUCCAUGGACGUCUGAACCGGACCAGCGACACGACACACACACAGAAGAUAAAGACAACAUUUAUUCGCUCCCUCGUCAACCCGAUACCCUACCCGACGCAAACACGCACACAGAGAGGAGCGAUUCCCCCCCCUCCACCCUCCCCUCGUCGCCCACGCCCCAUGCUAUCAUGAUGGAAAACCUCGCCAUUUCAGACGCCCCUCCUCACCCGCCUCCUCCCGGGGGCCCGGCUGCGCAGCCUUUUGCGCAGCUGCCGCCGCAGAUGUUCACGACGGCGGCGCAGCUGCUGGAUCUUACUGAUAAGAAACUCAUGGUGGUUUUGCGUGAUGGGCGGAAGUUGAUUGGAGUAUUAAGAAGUUGGGACCAGUUCGCCAACAUCGUCCUGCAAUCGACAACGGAGCGGAUAUUCGCCCCUCGUCCCGACAACCCCCGAUCAGAGUACCCGUACGGCUACUUCGCCGACAUACCGCACGGCAUCUUCCUCGUGCGAGGCGAGAACGUACUGCUCCUGGGCGAGAUUGACCUGGACAAGGACGACGACGCGCCUCCCGGGUAUCAGCUGGCGGAGGUGGAUGUGGUGAAGAAGCUCGCGGAGGCGAAGAAGGCGGCGGAUAAGGCCAAGGAGAAGGCGCGCUUGAAGAAGCUGGUGAGGAUCGGCUUUGAGGGGGAGAAUCUGGGAGACAUUUUCUUCUGA
Messenger RNA from Trichoderma reesei QM6a, 762 nucleotides. RefSeq lists its product as uncharacterized. The transcript is spliced from 3 exons. The record is from RefSeq and is a predicted model, not a curated record. Bases 238 to 762 code for a protein of 174 amino acids. Gene Ontology annotation, molecular function: RNA cap binding. Gene Ontology annotation, biological process: deadenylation-dependent decapping of nuclear-transcribed mRNA. Lineage: Eukaryota; Fungi; Ascomycota; Sordariomycetes; Hypocreales; Hypocreaceae. Gene Ontology annotation, cellular component: P-body; Lsm1-7-Pat1 complex.